AUAGCAUAAUCGUCAAAAGUUAAAAGUGAUUUUAAAUUAUAUAAUUAAAAACUUCAAUUACUCUUCGAAUAUGCCAAAUUUUAGUUGGUAUUGUAUGGAUGAGUGGGGAUAACUUGAAGAAAGCUACUAAAAAAAAAACCUAUUGUAGGUCAGCCCAACUACGCUUGGGUUGGAAUCGAUACCUGAAAAGUGAUAAGGCAGGUUUUGUUUCGUGUGUGAAGGAAAGUGUGAGAAACUGGUGAGGAAGACCAAAAGAAAUUGAAGAAGAAUAAGAAUGGGAAGUUCGUCAAAUGAUGAUUUCUCGGUGGUGGUGCUUGCUUCAGAUUUGGGUAUAGACGCCCGUCCUUUCUUAGCGAAGCAUGACGGAGAAAUCGAAGACCAAGACAACUGGCAUGAUUGUUCUCAGGAUUUCUCCGAUGAAGAUUUCUCCGAUCUGGAUUUCCUCCAGCUCUUCCGCCUCGAGGGAUCUGAUAAAUCCGGAAAUCGCAUCUUCCGCAUCGUCGGAAAGUACUUUCCCGCUCCAGUUGUUAGUGGGGAUCGACUGAAGAGAUAUAUAUUCCAGAAGAUACACAAUGAGUUGCCUGAAGGUCCAUUCUGCAUAGUUUAUAUGCAUAGUACGGUGCAAAAGGAGGAUAACUCACCUGGUAUUACUAUCUUGAGGUGGAUUUAUGAAGAACUUCCCUCUGAGAUCAAGGAUAGGCUGCAAGUCAUCUACUUCAUACACCCUGGGCUUCGUUCAAGGCUUGUCUUUGCCACUCUUGGCCGAUUUUUCUUAAGUGGAGGUUUAUAUUGGAAGAUCAAGUAUGUAAGCCGCCUACAAUACCUAUGGGAUGAUAUAAAGAAGGGAGAGGUUGAGAUUCCUGAAUUUGUGCAAAACCAUGACAAAGUUCUUGAGCACCGACCGCUAACAGAUUAUGGCAUUGAACCAGAUCCUCUUCACUUAACAGAGGUUGUUUGUGGAAAAGGAAAGAGAAAGGCAAAGAGGAAUCAGGAGGCAGAACAGAGAUGGGAUGCACCCAGUCCAAAGAUCAAGUUUUGCAUGAAAGUCAUGUCGCAACCAAGUCCGUCGGAAUGAUUAAUGUCAAAGAUGAUAAGAAACUUGCAGACCAGAUGCCCCACGCCCAGAUGUUCAAACAUGUCACCAACGAAUCACAGGGACAUGAGCCUAACCCAAGGAAAGAUCAGCUUGAAGCAAUGAAGGAGCAUGAAUCAGAGGAUGAGCCCUUUUUUUCUGCAGAUGAAGAAGGAGUAUCACAAUCCUAAACUGCAUUAACCAUGUUCGCCAACUUCUUAAUUUGCUUCAUUCCCUCUUCAUUUGUUUGAACCUUUGAAGUGUCCCCUAACUUUGAUUUAUUAAAUCAAGCAAUUCAUAUGUUUUUU
Messenger RNA from Durio zibethinus, 1380 nucleotides. The record is from RefSeq and is a predicted model, not a curated record. Lineage: Eukaryota; Viridiplantae; Streptophyta; Magnoliopsida; Malvales; Malvaceae.